Molecule: messenger RNA, 790 nt
Organism: Leucoraja erinaceus (little skate)
Lineage: Eukaryota; Metazoa; Chordata; Chondrichthyes; Rajiformes; Rajidae
Product: CUB and sushi domain-containing protein 2-like
Exons: 3
Coding region: 1-489 (162 amino acids)
Source: RefSeq, a predicted model, not a curated record
AUGACGGCUAAGGAUCAGCAGGUAUUGCCAAGUCAUACUUGUGGAAAUCCUGGCAAGUUACAGAAUGGAUUGCAGCAGGGAACCACAUUCAAUAUUGGUGACAAAAUCCGGUUCAGCUGUAAUGUCGGCCACUUCCUGGAGGGACAUGCAGUGUUGACUUGCCUGGUCAGCACACACAACAGUGCUUCAUGGGAUUUUCCAGUUCCCUUUUGCAGAGCAGACGAUGGUUGCGGAGGGACCCUACGAGGACAGAGUGGGGUUAUCUCGAACCCUGGUUUUCCAUCAGAUUAUGACAAUAAUGCAGACUGCACUUGGACUAUUCUGGCAGAACCUGGCGACACCAUUGCACUGGUCUUCACAGACUUUCAACUGGAAGAUGGAUAUGACUUCUUGGAGGUCAGCGGGACAGAAGAUUCGUCAACAUGGCAAGUGUACAAAUUCAUUAUUAUUAAAUUAAACCUAAUGGUGUUUAUGCAGAGUGGGAUCUGAGCUUUGAUCUAUUGUGAAAAGGAUACAGGGAAACCUCAGUGCAACUCUACUGACACAUUGAGUUGUUUUGAUUUCCAGAUGAUGCUGUUAUUCAUGAUGUUUUGUUGUGAGUAUUCGUACCCCUUUCUCCAGGGUUGAUCUCUAGGAUAUAAAUCCUGGUAGGUUGUGUGUUGCAGAAUUAACAACUUUUGUAAUUUCUUCCGACUCCUCUGCUUGUGUUUUCACUGCAUUUAUCACAGGAUGCAGUGCAUGACUGAAAACUAUUCAUGUUUUUAUCAAAUUAAAAUAAAGAGAAAAUAUG